AUGAGUUUUGGUUUCUCUCCCGGCGAGAUUGUCCAUGAUUUCAAGAGGACCAUCAACAAGUAUGAGAAAGCAAUGGGGAAAUCAUCUCAGCGUGGACGUGCAAAAAGCGUUCCAAGGAAAGUCCAGAGGGCCAUUAGUGCCGCUGAUGGUGUCAACAAAUUCAGACAGAACCUUUCUGCGCACGUUAAUCUCAUUCACCUGACUGUAAUCCCAGAAGCUGUUGCCCGUGGUCGAGCCUGGCGACGAUUGACUGCGAUAUUGUGA
Messenger RNA from Talaromyces stipitatus ATCC 10500, 264 nucleotides. RefSeq lists its product as uncharacterized. The coding region runs from base 1 to 264 and encodes 87 amino acids. The transcript has 2 exons. Lineage: Eukaryota; Fungi; Ascomycota; Eurotiomycetes; Eurotiales; Trichocomaceae. The record is from RefSeq and is a predicted model, not a curated record.